This is a messenger RNA of Ailuropoda melanoleuca (giant panda), 2712 nucleotides long. RefSeq names its product cytidine/uridine monophosphate kinase 2 (gene CMPK2). Gene Ontology annotation, biological process: dTDP biosynthetic process; dUDP biosynthetic process; dTTP biosynthetic process. Gene Ontology annotation, cellular component: cytoplasm; mitochondrion. The transcript is spliced from 5 exons. Gene Ontology annotation, molecular function: nucleoside diphosphate kinase activity; dTMP kinase activity. The record is from RefSeq and is a predicted model, not a curated record. The annotation marks the transcript as partial. Lineage: Eukaryota; Metazoa; Chordata; Mammalia; Carnivora; Ursidae.
CGCGUGGCCGCGCUCCUGGGCCCGCCCGGCCGCAGCUACUCGCUGUGCGUGCCGCUGGCGCCGGGCGGGGACUGCGCGGCCCGGGUGCGGGCGGCGCGGCUGCACCAGCAUCUGCUGCACCAGCUGCGCCGCGACCCCCUCCAGCGGUGCCAGCUGCGCCGGCUGCUGUGCUAUGGCCCCGGCGGCGGGGCGGGCGGCGUGCAGCACGGCUUCCUGCUCCACGACCCCAGCGACAGCCCCGACACCCGGCGCGCCCUGUUCUCCCUGCUCGGCGAGUCCCCGGAGGGCCCGCGUCUGGGCGAGUUCGUGGGCGACGCGCGCCAUCAGGUGUGGCAGCGCCUGUGGGAGCUGCGGGACGGCGCGGGGUGGCGGCAAGUGGGCCCCCGCGAGCGCGUCGUGUCCGCCCCGGAGCCCGCCUUGCACCCGGUGGUGCCCGACCUGCCCAGAUCUGGGGUCUUCCCGCACCGGGAGGCCGCCCGCGCCGUUUUGGAGGCGUGUAUACCCUUCAUUCCUGAAGCUCAAGCUGUGCUUGACCUGGUUGACCAGUGCCCGGAGCAGGUCCAGAAAGGAAAGUUCCCGGUCAUUGCCAUCGAAGGACUGGAUGCCACAGGUAAAACCACUGUGACCCAGUCAGUUUCAGACUCACUCAAGGCUGUGCUCUUAAAGUCGCCACCCGCUUGCAUCAGCCAGUGGAGGAAAAUCUUUGAUGAUGAACCAACUAUCAUUAGAAGAGCUUUUUACUCUUUGGGCAAUUAUAUUGUGGCUUCUGAAAUAGCUAAAGAAUCUAGCAAAUCUCCUGUGAUUGUAGACAGGUACUGGCACAGCACAGCCACCUACGCCAUCGCCACUGAGGUGACUGGGGGGCUCCAGCACCUGCCUCCGGCCCAUCACCCUAUAUACCAGUGGCCCAGGGACCUGCUCAAGCCAGACCUGGUCCUGCUGCUCACAGUGAGUCCCGAAGAGAGGAUGCAUCGGAUUGAGGGCCGAGGCAUGGAGAGGACCAGAGAGGAGGCCGAACUGGAGGCCAACAGCGUAUUCCGUCAAAAGGUAGAAGUGUCCUAUCAGCGGAUGGAGAACCCUGGUUGCCACGUGGUUGAUGCCAGCCCCUCAAGAGAAAAAGUCCUCCAGAUGGUUUUAAGUGUAAUCCAAAAUAAUUGUAAUUAAUUGUAAUUACUCCAAAAUAUAAUUGUACAUUUUGCUAGAUGUGAUGCUGUCUGAUGCAUCUAGGUCCAUGACUGGCUACACGGUUUUCCCAGAUUUCUGUUGCAUAAACGUAGUGUGUUCUAGAAAAUUGGAGGCCAGACAUUUCGAUUUUACUUAAACCAUUGUCCUCCCUUCUGACCAAAGGACCCGUCAAGGUUGAGACCGUCACGUUCCAGCCAGAGAUCAGUGGUUGCUUUCUUCAGGUAUAACAAACGUUUUCUUGGAAUAUAUUUUUAACUACAUUCCUACCAAAUCUCUCCAAGUUUUGUCUCAUCCAGAAAGCAUGAGCUAUACAGAAGUAACCAGGAAGAUCUCCCAAAUCAACGGGAGCCCCUGCAGCCUCUCCCAUGCCUACAAUGGGGCCACUGAUGAGAUCUCCAUGUGGUAGACUUGCCUUCUUCCCAGUAUGGCCACACUCCAUCACUGGGGGCUCAGCCCUGUUCCUAGAGCCACGUGCUCCUGAAGAAAGGGUCCAUGUGUCCUGGCUUUCUGAGGACACUUACAAAGAAGACCUGGGACUUGCGCCCAACCGCCUCUGAGAUGGUCCUCUUGGUUAGCACUUCGGAGUCAAAUACAGAGCCUGCCAACCCAGGGUGCUCUAAAUGCAAACACACCAACCUUCUUUGAAUUAUGUUCUGUUUAUUUAGAUGUCUUUCCUUUCCUCUGAAAACAUGGCUUUGGAGAUAAUGAAUGUUUUGGACUCAGCUAGAUGCAUUAAACUCAGCCAAUCGAGCAAUAUUUUUAUAUUGAUAUUUGCAUCAUGUUUCUCCUCAGUGUAGGGGCUCCGCUUUACUAAUUAAAAUUGAAGCCAAGAAGCUAAAUGCAAUGCUUGUUGUGUAUUUUCAUUACACAGAUUUAAUUUAUCUUACUAAGUAAGCACAGUGGAUCCUGGAAUGGGAUUUCUUAGUAAAUUAUCUUGCACUUGAAUGUCUUAUGCUUACACAUGAAAUCAGCUUUGCGAUCUGUUCGCCUGGGGGAAAAAAAACUGAGGAAGGAGGAAAUUUAAUAACUAUGCGGCCUUGGGUGAGUCACCUAACAUCAAUAGUCUGUGUAACUUGAUCUAAAAAGUGAUAAUAAUUCUUUAUUUGUCCUGAGGAGUUUGCUGAACCAGGUGAGUACCUAAAAUUCCUUCCAGUUCUAAGAUAGGUGAAGUUUGUAAUUUAGACACCCCCCCCCAAAUAAUUACAUUUAAGGCCUUAACAGUUUUAUCAUAUGGAAUCUUAAAUUAUAAUGAAGUUUAGUAUUGAUAACUAUCACACUGUCUUUCAAAGGAAGUAUAGGUAAUUUUUACAUAGUAUAUUUACAUAUGUAAAUAUGUAAUUGGUUUCAGUUGAAAAUAUUUUUUAAAGCUAAUAAAUAGCAUUAGGUUUCUAAAAGAUGUGGUAUCUAAUUAUGUUAUUGGUGUUAUUUAAACAGUUUGAAAAGUUGAUGUUGGCAGUCUGGAGAAACAAACAUUUUAUGCUUUCUGUACCUUGCAAAUGAGUAAAGUUGCUGUGAUUUUCUAAUUUA